CUUACUUUUGAAAAAUUAAUGAUAACGGAGAGCACCAGCAUCAUCACAGUAUUAACCUCAAAGUCUAAAUAUACUUAUCGCCUUCAAAUGGGUAAGAAGAGAAGCCAAUCACACAUCACAUUAACAUAAAGCAUUUUAAUUAAAAAGUGAAUGCAUCAACUUAACUCCAGAGUAAUCGGAUGCUAAUUUCAAAAAUGUUUAACACAAUUUUUGCCUUUCUUAUGUUAUUUGGUUUAGGUAUUCUUGCGGAACGUCCUGAGUGGUAUCCAGAGAACGCCGCUGAAAUUGAUGCUGAAUGCAUGAAAAAACAUGUCUUGAGUGCAGAGAUAAUGGAGAAACUCAAAAACGACUUUACCUUGGAAGAUACUCCCACCAUGCGCUCACUUGUCUUUUGUUCCGCCUUAGGGAAACAGGUUUUCAGACCUAAUGUGGGAUUUGAAGCAGUACGAGUAGUUGAAGGUUUACAAGAAAAUGCUAAGCUUAACUGCAGCUUGGUAGCUGUUCAACACUGUGCUGAUCAAUUUAAAACUGCUAAUUCAAAUGAAGCCAUGUUCUUUAGUACCAUGAAAUGUUUAUUUGAUAACAUAAGUGAAAACUGUAGCAAAAUCAAAGAAACUGAAUAAAAAGUUUGUGGGUAACAUUGAA
Messenger RNA from Stomoxys calcitrans (stable fly), 645 nucleotides. RefSeq lists its product as uncharacterized. The transcript is spliced from 2 exons. The coding region runs from base 180 to 623 and encodes 147 amino acids. Gene Ontology annotation, molecular function: odorant binding. Lineage: Eukaryota; Metazoa; Arthropoda; Insecta; Diptera; Muscidae. The record is from RefSeq and is a predicted model, not a curated record.